Messenger RNA from Paramecium sonneborni, 1682 nucleotides. The record is from the annotation of a GenBank genome assembly. NCBI's taxonomy places the organism in Eukaryota, Ciliophora, Oligohymenophorea, Peniculida, Parameciidae.
AUGUUUCAUAGUGAAAGUUUGCAAGAACAUAUUCUUUAUGAUAAAAUUUAUCAAUACCUUUGGGUAAAAUCUGAAACCUCUAAUCCUCCUUCUAUAUUAAUACCUGAAACAGUAAUAGUAAUACGAUCUAUGCCUAUAUAUUGGUAUUUUACAGACAGAGAUUCAGGAGAAGUAAAGAAAAAAAUGCGUAAAAAUAUAAGCAAAGAAAACAUUAAGGAAAGUUGGUUAAACUGUGUUGGAAAAUCAGGAGUAGUUGGCUAUUUAUUACAUUUUAUGUAAAUGAAUUAAGUAUUUGAAGAGAGAAUUUAGAUCUAAAUUACCCUGAUGUAAAGUUAAAAGUUAGUGGAUAAAUAUAGAUAAUUUAUUUUGACAAAGAGGGAUUUGAAAAAUUUAUGAAUUCAAAUGUAGAGCUUCCAUUUGGUAUUUUACAAAAGUACGUUGAAGCUGCAGAUGAUAAAAAUUGUAAUUAAAAACAAUAAUCAAAGCAUAAAUACAAGCUUUUUGGAGUAAACAAAUUACUUUAUUUACAAAAAGGACAACGAAAAAGACUUAUCUUAAUAAAUCAAUGAAUAUUUAUGAAAGACUAUGUACAUUUGAAGGUCCAGAUUAUUUAAGUGAGGCAAGUAAUAUAAUUAAUGUUAAUUGUAAGCUUAAGUGAAAGAUUUUUAAUCUUAAAGGAUAUCAGAAGAAAUAUAAAAGAUGAUUAAUCAUUUAGAUUCUAUUUCUUUUGGAAAAUUGAAUAUAACAUAAGGAAUAUUCUAUUUUAAAGUAGAUAAAUAAGCAAAAUGUUGGUUUUUAUUCUGUGGAAAUUUAAAGUUUGAAGGUGAAAAGCAUUUAAAGAAUUGUCCUAAAAAUAUGUAUUAAUGGGCAUAAAUAAAAAUACCAAAAUCAAUAGAUGGAAUAACGUCAGUUUAUAGUUAAAAACCUUAAUAGUUAAAUAAGGAAUCAAAAUGUAUUUAAUGUGGAGGAAUUGAAAAAGAAAAUAAUUUUAUUAUUAUACCUUAUUAAUAUAUUUUAGAUAAUGAUUAAAAUACAAUUCCACCUAAGGAUUGGCCUAAAGAAAUUUAAAAUGAUGCAAAAAAAGUAAAAUUAGCAAGUAAAAAUUCUACUUAAUCUGAUCUAUUAAAUACAAUAUCUUAAGUUCCAUUAGUAUUUUAAAAAAUCCAUGCAAAAUUAAAUUCAUCAAGUUUUGAUUAAUUAAAAAAUCAAGAUCGAUUUUAAUAAAAAACUCUGUAAGUUUGUUUAAAUUGUUAUAUUCGUUUAGGUAUUUAAUUUAUAUAAAUGAUAAAGUUGCUUUUUAAGAGAAAAAAUAGAAAGAUUGUGUUAUUAAUAGUAUUAGUCCUCAUCCUAAAAUACAGAUGAAAUCUCUUGGUGGAUUUACAAGUGCAAAAUCUCUUUAAUAAUAUCUUCGACCAGAUAUAAAAUAGAAAAUGCAUACAUUAACCUCUGAUACUUGUAGAAAAAUAAAGAAUAUUAAAAUACGUCCUAUUUAAUAGUAUAUGAAUCAAAGAUUGUAAAGUUUAAGUCCAAAUUAGAAAAGUUCAAUGGAUUUUCCUUCAUCACCUGAUCUUUUAUCUUAUCAUACUAAGUCCUCUACUUAUGAAUUAGGAUAUAACAAUAGAAAACAUCGAAAUUGUUAUAAUUAGUCUCUAUAGAUGAAAUUGAAUAACUUGAAUAUCUGA